Messenger RNA from Thamnophis sirtalis, 682 nucleotides. The record is from RefSeq and is a predicted model, not a curated record. NCBI's taxonomy places the organism in Eukaryota, Metazoa, Chordata, Lepidosauria, Squamata, Natricidae.
CCGCCGUGAAGCCCGGGUCUGGCGCUUGGCUAACGAGCAAGGCGAGGGUCGUCGGAAGAGGCUCGGGGCGUCCAGGAUGCCCGGCGCGGCGGGGCCGACGCCCGGGGCCGUCUCUAGCGGGCUGCCGGCGUCCUCCUCCUCCUCAGGGGUCUCCGGGGGUCUCCUGCCCCCGCAGGACGCGGCCAAGCUCUACCAUACCAACUACGUGCGGAACUCGCGGGCCAUCGGGGUGCUGUGGGCCAUCUUCACCAUCUGCUUCGCCAUCGUCAACGUGGUCUGCUUCUUCCAGCCCUACUGGAUCGGCGACGGCGUGGAGACCCCGCAAGCGGGCUACUUCGGGCUCUUCCACUUCUGCACGGGCAGCGGCGUCUCCCGGGAGCUCACCUGCCAGGGCAGCUUCACGGACUUCGCCAGCCUCCCGUCGGGCGCCUUCAAAGCCGCCUCCUUCUUCAUCGGGCUCUCCAUGACGCUCGUCAUCACCUGCAUCGCCUGCUUCGCCCUCUUCUUCUUCUGCAACACGGCCACCGUCUACAAGAUCUGCGCCUGGAUACAGCUCAGCUCCGGAAUUGCAUACCAGAAAACUAAAGAAGUCUAUCCUGAAGUACUUCUGAAGCCUAAGAGUCAAUGCAUAUUGGGCUUUAUAAUUCAACAACACUUUGAAUUGCACUUGAAAACCUAUUAG